UUUUCCCUUCAUUUCCACAUUUUCCAAACAAACCUCCCUCCACCUCUUCCUUUUUCUGGACAUUAAUUAACGAACCCAUCCGAAACUUCACAACUUUGCGUAGACGACUCUCUCUCUCUCUCUCUCUCUCUCUCUCCAGUUUCGUCCCUCUCCUCACUUCUCCGCAUUGAAUUUCCCACCAAUCAUCCUAUCCGUGGACCACGACUUCUCAAUUCCGCCAUUUAUCAUACCAAGGAAAACGAAGCCCUAGGUUCCUCGAUACUCGUCAACCCCCAAAUCUCUCCCACCAAACUUCAAACAAAUCAUAAACCCUUAAAAAAGGGGGCAAAUUACUUUUGUCUGCGCGUAUGGAUCUCCAACUGGUAAAACAAGGCUUGGAUUUCUCUCGAAGACGAAAAAGGUACCUUAUUGCUUUAGCUCUAUUCGGUGUUUCAACUUAUGGUGCUUAUAAAUUGUAUCACUUGCCUUCUAUAGCGAGAAAAAGGAAGAGACUUUUCAAGUUAAUAGGAGCUUUGGUUUCAAUAGCGGAAACAGUUUCUGAUUCUGCUGAAACUGUUAGUGUAGUGUCCAAGGACUUGAGGGAGUUUCUGGAAUCUGAUACUGAUCAGAUUCCCAACAGUUUGAAGCAGUUGUCGAAAAUCGCGAGGUCGGAGGAGUUUUCGCAGUCGGUAGUUAGGGUUACAGAGGCGAUGACGGUCGGGGUUUUGCGUGGGUGUCGGGUGGAAAUGGGAGAUGAGAGCGGGGAGGGGUCGAAAUCGAGUUGUUCGGAUCGUGUUGUGGAGAAAUUGAUGUCGAAUGCUGGGACCGGGUUUGUAUCGGUGGUGGUUGGUAGCUUUGCGCGUAACUUGGUUUUGGCGUUUUACUCGAAUGGUGAAUCGAACAAUGGGUUGAGCGGUGAUGGAUGGGUAAAUGUGGUUUCGAGUGAAAAGUGUAAAGUGCUGAUAGCUGAUUGCAUUCAGACAUUUGUGAGUACAGCGGUUGCUGUUUUCCUGGACAGGACAAUGGAUGUUAAUAUGUACGAUGAAAUCUUCGCUGGGCUGACGAAUCCUAAGCACCAGACCAAAGUCAGAGAUUUUAUGGUUUCUGUUUGUAAUGGGGCAGUGGAAACACUAGUGAAAACAUCUCACCAAGUGUUGACUAAUCCAAAAUCCAAUCGGGACUCGAGUUCAAGUGAUUCUGGGUCAAUUGUUGAUCACAACAGAAAUCCAAGUAGAAUGAGGGAGGAGUUUAAAAGCACACCCAAUGGGAUUCAGGAUAGUGGGUGGAUGAGUACUAUUACGUCCACAUUGGCAGUACCGAGCAAUAGGAGGUUCGUGGUUGAUGUGACGGGGAGGGUGACAUUUGAGACCAUUAGAUCUCUGGUGGAGUUCUUCUUGUGGAAGAUAUCAGAGGAUUUGAAAAGAAGUGUUAGUGUAGUUCAUGAAGAGGCCGUGGAGAGGGGACUACAAGUCGUAAGAUAUGUUGGGGCUAAGUCCUCUGUUAUUGUUACCAUAUGCCUUGCUUUGUAUUUACAUAUCAUGGGUGGUACUAGAACUUUGGUAGCUACUUAAAUAUCAUUAUUUAUUCCAUGUGUAAGCUGUUCAUAUAAGGAAAUGGAUGGAAUCCUAUUGAGUUAAUUUUUCAGGGAGGAUGCUCGUUAACAUCUUUAUCUCUGUUAAGAGUUAUGACCAUGGUAUACUGUGAUGUUUUUCUCUCUUGAAUGACGGUGGCUACAGGUUCUGGAAACAAUCAGCUAAGCUUCUUUGUUAAUCCUUUGAACUGACAGUUUCUAGUUGGUUGUGUCAUGGGCGUUUAAGAGUUGAAGAUACCAGUAAGAAGGAAAGAGAAAAUUACGUUUGAUGGAUGUGGAUUCUGCAAGUGCAUCCCUUUAGUGGCUCGGAAGUAUGGGAAGUAGUUGAAUAGAACUUUAAACUUCUGUUGACAUUCUGACUGUUCAACCAGGGUUUUAUCUGCUCCCCUCAACAAAAUGAAAACCAGGAUUUUAUCUGCAAAUGGCAGUCAUGGGCCGGCUUCAUUGGGAAGAGUUCUUAAGCUGGAUACUGUUUGUUGUGAAAGAGCAGGAACAGAAGGUAAAUGGGCUCCAGUUGCAGUUAUGGUGACACGGUUAAAAGUUUCUUGGCAAACAAUAGAUGAUCGAUCCGUUCAGUUACUGGGUUGGAAUGGGAGGUAGUUUUUUAGACCCUUUUUCUUAUGGGUGUUGGCGGAAGAAUGUGGCCUCUGUGUCAAAAAUUGUACAAUAUGGGAUACAAGUGCAGAAAUUUAUUGGUUGCGCUAAUUGAACUAAGCUCAUGAAUGUUAACUGUUGUUGUUUGCAACUAUGUAAACUGUAAAGGAAUACGUGUUUGAACCACAAUGGUUUUGAGGUGUAGGUUUCAGUUUUCAAUCAUGAUAUGUAGUGUCUACCUUGAUGUAACUACUCUGAAAGCUAUUGCAAAGCUAUUUGGGAUAUCUGAA
Molecule: messenger RNA, 2454 nt
Organism: Rhododendron vialii
Lineage: Eukaryota; Viridiplantae; Streptophyta; Magnoliopsida; Ericales; Ericaceae
Product: protein PHLOEM PROTEIN 2-LIKE A10-like
Exons: 1
Coding region: 348-1550 (400 amino acids)
Source: RefSeq, a predicted model, not a curated record